Messenger RNA from Micromonas commoda, 2025 nucleotides. RefSeq lists its product with no specific name. The record is from RefSeq and is a predicted model, not a curated record. Gene Ontology annotation, molecular function: ATP hydrolysis activity. Bases 116 to 1438 code for a protein of 440 amino acids. The transcript is spliced from 2 exons. NCBI's taxonomy places the organism in Eukaryota, Viridiplantae, Chlorophyta, Mamiellophyceae, Mamiellales, Mamiellaceae.
CUUUGAUGCCGCGUUCGGCGACGCACAGGCUCCCGUCACUCCGGUCACCCAGGCCGAUACCCCGGCCGCCCCGAGGGAGACCAAAGUCUACGAUGACGUGGACUCGAUCAUCGAGAUGCUCCCCGAGGACGUCAGAGGCAUUCUCACGACGCAUCGCAACAGGGACCAGCUCCUCGAGGUCGUCCUCGACCUCGGCCGCAGGCCCGAGGCGAGGUUCGCCGGCGACCUUCCAAACGAAUUUCUCCGCGACGAGGUCAUCUCGCAGGCGGAUCUCGACGCGGCGGAGGCGUCCGUCGGGGAGUUCGGCGGGGACAACAGGGCGGGGAUCGAGGGUACUCUGCACCGUAUAUCCGCCAUCAGGAACAGGCGGGGCAAGAUCGUGGGGCUCACCUGCAGGGUUGGCCGAGCGGUGACGGGCCACGUGGAGAUGAUUGAGGACAUGCUGACGGGCAACGAGUCCAUCCUGUUCCUCGGCAGGCCGGGCGUCGGCAAGACCACCGUGAUCCGCGAGAUCGCGCGCGUCCUCUCCGACGAGCUCGGCAAGAGGGUGGUGAUCAUCGACACCAGCAACGAGAUCGGCGGCGACGGAGACAUUCCCCACCGCGCCAUCGGCAGCGCGCGUCGCAUGCAGGUGCCCGACCCGGCGCUGCAGCACCAGAUCAUGAUCGAGGCUGUGGAGAACCACAUGCCCGAGGUGAUCAUCGUCGACGAGAUCGGCACGGAGGAGGAGGCCAUCGCGUGCAGGACCAUCGCGGAGCGCGGUGUCCAGCUCGUGGGCACCGCUCACGGUCAGCUCCUGGAGAAUCUCAUCAAGAACCCCACGCUGACGGACCUCGUCGGCGGCGUGCAGUCGGUGACGCUGGGCGACGACGAGGCGCGCGCGAGGGGGUGCCAGAAGACCAUCAUGGAGCGCCAGGCGCCGCCCACGUUCCCCAUCCUCAUCGAGAUGCACGAGCGUUCGAUGUGGGUCGCUCACAACGUCGAGGAGAGCGUCGACGAGGUGCUCGCGGGCGGCAGGCCGAUGGUGCAGGUGCGCUCCAGGGACCAGAACACCGGCCAGGUUCGCUUCAACCGCACGGUGUACGACAUGGACGUCUUCCUGUCCCAGAAGAACGUCGCCUACACCCUCGGGUCCAUGGGCGGUCUCAUGGGUGCCACCGCCGACCUGGCCGAGGCGAGGAGUUUCGGGCUCGCGGAGGAGGGCAUGGCCAACAACGCCGUCGCCAAUGGCUGGUCGCCGUCCGACUACCCGGGAACAAACGACUCCAUCGACGACCCGUACGCGUGGGCGAAUAACCUCGGUAUGGUUCCGGAUAAGGAUGCGCUGGAGGCCAUGGGGGCGCACGGGUACGUCGGAACCGGGAAGUACGGCAACGACAAGCGCGGCAACGGGAGGCAGUCGAAGAGGGGGCGCCAGGGGCCCAGGGCGUUCCGCUAAGAGCGCGAGAUCGGGGAGGCAUUUUUAUCAGCAGACGGCGGCAGCGGAGCGAGCAGGUUGAGGAUUGUACCAACACGCGCACGACUGACGGGAGUCGCGCGCAGCAUGCAUGUUGUUUUAAUUCGCAUUUUGUACUGAUUUUGGUUGUAACACGUAAACGAAACAUAAACAAGCUGUGACGUCCAUUGGCUAGAGUGCGUGCACGGUUCCGCGUCGACCAAACCUCCCUCCGUCCCUCCCGACGCGCGGUUAGCCCAUCCCGAAAACCUUUCUGAGUUCCCUGUCCUCGUUCCUGCGCUUCACCGACGCGGGCGGCUCGACCAUGACGGGAGUUAUCUGGUCCGGGAUCGAUUUGGCCGCGUACUCCGAUUUGGCCGCGUACUCCACCGCCUCCACCUUCAUCACCGUGGGCGGUGGGCUCGACUCGUCCCGCGCCGUCGCUUUCGCCUCCUUCUUGGGCGAUUUCUUACCGACGCCGAGGAAGUGUCCCUUCCUCGGCGACUGCCCCCUCGAGGUGGCGCCCCCUUCCUUGCGCGGGGAUCCACCCCGCAGCGCCUCCAUCACCGAGAACACCACCGCGGGCGCCG